AUGACGUCGCCACACUUGGCCGGCGAGAAACGGCUAUCCUUUAGCUCUGAGUUCGAGCCCGAGCCCGAGCCCGAGCCCGAACACGAACAAAGCGUCGAUUCAAAGUCCGAAGAAACGGGAUUUGCGCCGAUCACACAUCCCCUUCCACGCGAUAACGGUGCCAAUAACCAGACAACGAAUCUGAGCUCCAAUGCCCAAGCCACUCCAUCACGAUCCUUAGAGCGAUCCUGGUCUUUGAAUGAUGGGACGAGUCUUGCUGGCGACGAGCGGAGGGCCGAAAGGAUAUCGUCGGAUGAAGAGCGCGCGGGUGAGAGUUUUAUGGUUGGAUGGGAUCAGGAUGAUGCGUUGAACCCGAGGAAUAUGAGUAAAGCGCGGAGGUGGAUGGUUGUUAUUAUUGUUUCGAUGGGGUCGCUUUGUGUGACUUGUACUUCCUCCAUGUAUACUGUUACGUAUGAUCAGUUGAUGAAGGAGUUUAACUGUUCGAAAGAAGUUGCCACGCUGGGAUUAUCUUUCUUUAUUUGGGGUCUUGGGAUCGGCCCGCUCUUUCUGAGUCCCCUGUCAGAGUUCUACGGUCGAAGGAACAUCUACAUGGUUUCCUUCUCCCUCUUCCUCAUCUGGCUCAUUCCCUGUGCCGUCGCCAAAAAUAUACAGACAAUGCUCAUAUGCCGUUUCUUCAAUGGCUUGUCUGGUGCUGCGUUUCUCAGUGUCGCGGGUGGUACCGUUGGUGACAUGUUUGAUCGGCAUGAACUUGCUUUUCCGAUGAUGCUCUACACCGCGAGUCCUUUCAUUGGACCUGAAGUUGGACCUCUUGUUGGCGGAUUCAUCAACGCGUUUACUACAUGGCGUUGGACCUUUUACGUGCUACUAAUCUGGUCAGGCGUACAACUGGCAUCGCUGGUAUUCCUUGUGCCAGAAACCUAUCAUCCAGUCCUUCUUCGACGCAAAGCGCAGAAACUCCGACAAGAAACCGGCGAUGACCGGUGGAAAGCCCCAAUCGAGAAAUUGGAGCGAUCGGUCCCGCAAACAGUUCUACGCUCCAUGUACCGCCCGAUCCUCCUCCUAACCCUCGAACCAAUGUGUCUGAAUUUGUGCAUUUUCUCUGCCAUCCUGCUAGGAAUCCUGUACCUGUUUUUCGGAGCCUUCCAACUAGUUUUCCUGGAAGUGUAUGGCUUCUCGCUUUGGCAGCGCGGCCUAUGCUUCCUGGGUCUAUUCGUCGGCAUGGUCAUGGCAAUACUGUCCGAUCCGCUCUGGCGCCGCAAUUACGUCCGUCUCGAACGCCAAUACCAACAAGGGGACCACGUCGAGGAAUUCCAGCCCGAGUGGCGUCUUCCGCCAGCUAUUCUGGGCGGACCUUUGGUUACGAUCGGUCUAUUUAUCUUUGCGUGGACUAUCUAUCCAGACGUACACUGGAUCGUGCCAAUUAUUGGAAGCGCUCUAUUUGGCGCAGGGACUAUCCUGGUCUAUUCGGGCAUCUUCACUUUCCUGGUCGAUGCGUAUCCCACUUAUGCGGCCAGUGCUCUCGCAGCCAAUUCGUUCAUGCGCUCUAGUUUUGGAGGCAUCUUCCCUCUCUUUGGUAUACAGAUGUAUAAUAAUCUCGGAUAUCAUUGGGCGACAUCGUUACUGGCGUUCCUGACCCUGGCCAUGCUGCCUUUCCCAUACAUUUUCUACCGAUACGGGAGUCGCAUCCGCAAGCAUAGUCGCUUCGCCACCUCGCAGAUGUGA
Messenger RNA from Penicillium waksmanii, 1722 nucleotides. Its product is annotated as MFS transporter. Gene Ontology annotation, cellular component: membrane. Gene Ontology annotation, biological process: transmembrane transport. Gene Ontology annotation, molecular function: transmembrane transporter activity. The record is from RefSeq and is a predicted model, not a curated record. The transcript has 11 exons. The coding region runs from base 1 to 1722 and encodes 573 amino acids. Lineage: Eukaryota; Fungi; Ascomycota; Eurotiomycetes; Eurotiales; Aspergillaceae.